AUGCUUAAGAAAUGGCUAAAGCUUAUACGAGAGCGAUUAGAAAAAAUGCCAAAAAGCGACCAACCAAAGCGUAAAAACAACAACAACAACAGCAGCAACAACAACAAAGUCAAAAACAUCAAAAGCGUCAAAUUUACCAAAAGCGACGACAGUGACGACGACGAUGUCGGAACAAACUACGUCAUCGAAAAUGAAAAAGAUGAUGAAGACGACGACGACGAUUACUCAGAUCUGGAACGCGAGAAAAUGGAUGACUACGAAAUACCGAGUGUAGAGUCCGGUAAGGAGUCGAUAAUAAAUGAAAAGCUGAACAAGAGAUGGGACGCAGUUCCGUUACCAGCAAUUCCAGUGGAUCAAAAACGAUCAAAAAAUAGUCGGAAUAAUCAAGAGGACGAAGGAGACAAUUCAAUGGCCAUAUACAAUGAACCCGAUGAGCUACCAGCGACCACCACAAAAUCGCGGUCGUCCUCGUCGACAACCACACCGCCAACCACUACCAGCGUCUCAAAAAUUAGCAGCAAACUCGCCGGCAGAAUAGCCGCUGUUGAAAAUAAUGUCGCUAAUUCUAUUUUACCAAAAGCACCCAAGCUACCAGCGAAAAAACCGCCACCGACACCGUUAAAAUAUGAGCCAACAUUUCCUAAUCAAGAACGACGCAGUCAGGACAACAACAACGCAAGGACACCAGAUAAACCAAAAGAGAAACCGCCCACACUUAAAAAACCCGGCAGACCAGAGAUGAAAGUAAGCCCCCAGGUUCAAACACCAAAGCCCGCAGUCCCCGGACCAGACGUUGAGCCUGUGUAUGAAAUUGACAGUCUGUCAGUAAAUUAUUCAGCGUUGGUGAAUAAAGCAAUGUGGAACAAGGAUCCAAAUAAGGCUACUGAAGUCAUGUCGGCUAUUAUUAAAGUGAUUGGAGCAUUCCUCAUAAGAAAGUCGACAGAUGGAGAUGGCUAUACGUUGUCAGUUGCUUGUGAAGACGGGCCGAAAAAGUUUAAAAUAACUUGUCAGGGAAGCCAGUUAGUAAUGGAUGGGAACACAUUUGACGACAUGUCCAAACUGAUAGAGUACUACUUCACGAACAACCUUCCACACAAGAGUCACACACUUAGUAAACCUUAUUCAGAACUUUGGUCUUCGACUUAACGCUUCAUACUUAACAUACACACACCCCAUCACUCACACAAACAUAAACACACUCACACACACACACACUUACAUGAAACACUACACUACUCAAAUUAUGCAUUAACUUUUAAUGUAAUCAAUACAUUUCUGUGAGUGAAUUGAAAUUAAACAAAUGAUUAAACAAUUAAACUUUAAAUAAACAAAUUUGCGCGUGCAUAUAUGAGGUGUAUGUGAGUUUUUUCAACUAUCAAAAUGAUACAAAGUGUAAUAUAUGUGUGUGUGUGUGUGUGUGUGUGCACGGGCUAAGUUUAUGUAAGUAUAUGUUUAUGUGGCGAUUCUCACACUCACACGGACGUUUCAUUCAAUUCGAUGACAUUUUUUUAAACGAGAUAUUAUGUGUGUGCUUGUGUGUGUGUGCUUGUGUGUGUGUGCAUUUGUCUGAGUAUGUUUGUGUAUAUCUGUUGUGUGUGUGUGUACAUUUUCUGUAACAAUUUAUAAUAAUAUAUAUUGGAUUAUUUGUGGUAUAUUGCAUAAUCCAGAAAAACAUCGAAAAUUAGAGUAUAAUUAAUAACGACGUUAUUCAUCUUUAUAAUUUUAUGUGUUUAAAAAUAUUUUAUCCGUCAAUCUAUUUAUUUAUAUAAUAGUAUAUCUCGAUAACGAUGGAUAACUAAAUAUCAAUUUAUUCAUACCACUAAACUAUAAUUAUAUAAACAGUUGUGUGAUCUAUAGAUAUGUUAUCAAAAUCAGUUAUUGAAAAUUAAUAAUAUAUAAUUUU
Molecule: messenger RNA, 1903 nt
Organism: Helobdella robusta
Lineage: Eukaryota; Metazoa; Annelida; Clitellata; Rhynchobdellida; Glossiphoniidae
Exons: 14
Coding region: 1-1146 (381 amino acids)
Biological process (GO): signal transduction
Molecular function (GO): SH3 domain binding
Source: RefSeq, a predicted model, not a curated record